Messenger RNA from Lampris incognitus (smalleye Pacific opah), 2239 nucleotides. RefSeq names its product motile sperm domain containing 2 (gene mospd2). NCBI's taxonomy places the organism in Eukaryota, Metazoa, Chordata, Actinopteri, Lampriformes, Lampridae. The transcript has 15 exons. The coding region runs from base 201 to 1778 and encodes 525 amino acids. The record is from RefSeq and is a predicted model, not a curated record.
GUUAUCGACCCCCCCCCCCCCCCGCCCGCAAACCAUCUCGAGGUGAUCAAAACACGCGGAGGCGUGGCCUUAGAGCCGGAAUGGCGUCGGCGGCGCUCCGGUUUCACGGUGUGCACUGAUUCCCACCGCACUAGCGGCAGGUCAGCGAGAGCGGCUGUCGGACAAGAAGCGGGUCGGUAUCGAAAGUCGGGCGCUUGAACAUGGCCGAACUGGACCGGCGGGAGCCCGAGCAGGACCUCGGGAGGAAGAUUGAAGAGGCGAGACACCGGUUCAGGGACGAGUACGUCCGAGAUUCAUCGGACAAGUAUGACCCCAGAGAUGUGGACAGGCUCCAGAAGGACGAGGCUCUGGUGGAAGGCUACCUGACGUGGAGACACUACGUCGUGGACGAGGCCCUGAAAAUGAUCGACGAAAGUCUUCAGUGGAGAAAGGAGUUCGGGUUGAACGAUCUCACCGAGAGCAGCAUUCCCAGAUGGAUGUUCGAGACUGGCGCUGUAUACCUCCAUGGUUACGACAAAGAGGGCAAUAAGCUCUUCUGGUUCAAAGUGAAGCUACAUGUCAAAGAUUCAAAAACGAUCGUGGACAAGAAGAAGUACGUUGCUUUCUGGCUUGAGAGUUAUGCUAAGAGAGAACCUGGGAUGCCACUUACUGUGGUGUUUGAUAUGUCAGAGUCUGGUCUCAGCAAUAUUGACAUGGACUUUGUGAGGUACAUCGUCAAUUGCUUCAAAAUAUAUUACCCCAAGUUUCUAUCCACGAUGAUCAUCGUGGAUAUGCCUUGGAUCAUGAAUGCUGCAUGGAAGAUUGUGAAGACGUGGCUGGGUCCCGAGGCCAUCAGCAAACUUAAAUUUGCUUCCAAAACUGAUAUCCAGACAUACAUCGGUCCCGAAUACCUGCCACCGCAUAUGGGAGGAACGGACCCCUUCAAGUACAGCUACCCUCCCCUCCCUGACGACGACUUCCAAACGCCCAUAUGUGAGAACGGGCCCAUCGCCAGUGAAGACGAGACGGGGAGUAAAGAGGGUGAAUCGGAAGACAAAGAGACCCUCGAAUCCAGCUACAGCUCUGAGGUUGCUGUAAAGCCCAAAAAGGUGAACUUCGUGGAUGACGGUCUGAGGGCAGAGACGGACAACGAUAAAGGAGACGCAGCCAGUCGGACGAAAGGCGCCAGGAAGCCGCUGAGCACCUUUAAAGGCCCUCUACUACAUGUUAGCCCUGCAGAGGAACUAAGCUUUGGUUCUAAGGAGACAGAGAGGAAAUGCCUCAUUAUCCUGAACAAUGUGACCAAAAAUCAAGUGGCCUUCAAGGUGCGAACCACCGCCCCUGAGAAGUACAGAGUGAAGCCCAGCAGCAACAGCUGUGAGCCGGGUGCCUCGGUAGACAUUGUCGUGUCCUUACAUGGAGGUUAUCAGGCCUCCCCACAGGACCGCUUUCUGGUCAUGGCUGCAGAGAUGGACAGCGCCGGAUCGCAAGAACUAUCUCAAUUCUGGAAAGAAGUGUCGAAAACCAAAAUUAUGGAGCACAGAUUACGCUGUCACAUCCUGGAGAGCAUUAAACCGGCUCAGAGCCCUCUGGGGGACGGCGCUGUGGAAACAGGAACCAACGGGCAUCAGGAUCUUAACAUAGCGCUCAUGCGAAUGGCGGCCUGUAACGCCAGGUUGGAGCAGAAGCUGGAUACGUGUCUGUGGGUGCAGAAGGUCCUCAUCGCAUUGGUGCUGGUCCUGGCGGUGUUCAACCUCCUUUGUCUCUACCAAGUGGGCACCGCUCGACGGCCAUCUUGACCGGAUCCGCGCCCCGCUCCUCCUGCAUCUGUCUACGACAGACCCACGGGCAUCUUGCGGGUUCGUGGUUAAACAUCUGGGAUUGGCGUUUCCCUGAAAUCUGCGAUGGAACCAUCGCCAGAGCUUCCUCUCAUCUCGUCUACCCUCCCCAAGGGCCGAUGUCACGGAGAGGAGGUGCGAUCUCUGGCAGGCAGCGAAAAUGGGGACACGGCAAAUUUGUGGCUUGGUUAGAAGUUUCUCUUGUGAGGUCUGUACUCCUCUCUUUUCGUGGCAUUCGAGAGCAACUGUAGCAGAGACUCUUUUUAAAUCUGUGAGAUGAAAUCGGCAAAACAUUUUCCACGGCUGAUCAUGGAGUUACCAGAUUGCGAAUCUCGUGAGUUAGAAAAAUGUCGGUAAUUAUCAUUUUUUCUUACAAUGUACAACAUUUCUUUCAAUAUUAUGCAUAUCAGUACAAUAAUAAA